AUGGAGAAUCCAGAUGCCCCAAACACAAGCAAGGCCUUUGUGCCCUUAGAAAACAACCCUGAAGUGAUGUCCCAUCUGGUGCAUCAGCUCGGCCUCCCAGAAACAUUUGGAUUCACCGACGUAUUCUCCAUUGACGAACCCGACCUCCUCGCCUUCGUGCCUCGCCCCGCAAACGCCCUGCUCCUUGUCUUCCCCGUCUCAGAGGCCUACGAAGCCUCACGAAUCGCCGAAGAUGGGCCCUUAUCCGAAUACAACGGCUCUGGGCCCCACGAGCCGGUGAUGUGGUUCAAACAAACCAUCCGCAAUGCAUGCGGGCUGAUCGGGUUGCUGCAUGCCGUUAGCAACGGCGAGGUCCGAUCAAACGUCAUCCCAGGCUCUGAUCUGGACAAUCUGCUCCGCGAGGCCGAGAAGCUGAAACCGGUGGAGCGUGCGGACUUGCUGUACGAGAGCAAAGCGCUGGAAUCGGCGCAUGCUGAUGCCGCGAAGCUGGGUGAUACGGCUGCACCGCAGGCUGAGGAUAAUGUCGACUUGCAUUUCGUGGCCUUUGUCAAGGGGAAGGAUGGGAGGUUAUGGGAGCUGGAUGGGAGACGGAAAGGACCCCUGGAGAGGACUCGGUUGGCGGAUGAUGAGGAUGUGCUUAGUGAGAAGGCGCUGGAGUUGGGUCCGAGACGAUUUCUUAAGAAGGAGGCUGAAGGUGGUAAGGGGGAUUUGAGGUUUAGUCUGGUCAGUCUGGGCCCGGUGUUUGAUUGA
Messenger RNA from Talaromyces proteolyticus, 750 nucleotides. Its product is annotated as ubiquitin C-terminal hydrolase L3. Gene Ontology annotation, biological process: ubiquitin-dependent protein catabolic process; protein deubiquitination. Gene Ontology annotation, molecular function: cysteine-type deubiquitinase activity. NCBI's taxonomy places the organism in Eukaryota, Fungi, Ascomycota, Eurotiomycetes, Eurotiales, Trichocomaceae. The transcript has 2 exons. Gene Ontology annotation, cellular component: cytoplasm. The coding region runs from base 1 to 750 and encodes 249 amino acids. The record is from RefSeq and is a predicted model, not a curated record.